Linum tenue is the source of this 351-nucleotide messenger RNA. The record is from the annotation of a GenBank genome assembly. NCBI's taxonomy places the organism in Eukaryota, Viridiplantae, Streptophyta, Magnoliopsida, Malpighiales, Linaceae.
AUGGAAGAGAAGUUCUCGAGAGUCAAUAACGUCAAGGACAUCCAAAUGCCUCCAAAGAUAUCAAUGGCAACAGAGUUCAGCAUCGAAGGAUUCAAGCAUACGGCCGGCAACCAUUCGCCGGACACCUACUCGUCGGAGUCGCCCCAUAAGUUGCAACAAACUUUGACGACGAACAUGAAAACAGCAACGCCGGGGAAGUGGAAUUGCCUUUGCUCUCCGACGACUCACGUCGGUUCGUUUAGGUGCCGAUUGCAUCGAGGUCCCGGAAAGGGAAUGAUCCGUGGUGGCUCCGUCGGCUCCAAUCUCUCAGAGUUGGGCUCUAAAUCGCGCCCUCUUGCUGAAUUGAUUUAG